GGGCAGCCUGGUCUGGUUGUUGGCGACCCUGCACAUAGCAGGGGGGUUGAAACUAGAUGGUCUUUGAGGUCCUCUUCAGCCCAGGCCAUUCUGUGGUUCUGUGGUUCUGUGAUUCUUUGAUCCCCGAGUGGGCUCUGCUGGUGCGUGAUAAAGUGUGAUACACCCACUCAAAGCCAUGCUCUUUGGCACAGAUGUCAAUGAGGUUAUUUCAGAAACGUGUCGUGUUCGACCAAAUUCUUUCUAGAGUGCCAUGUCCCCAGAAAGAAUUCCUGCUUUCAAGGCCCAGGAUAGCGUUUUGGGUGGUGGCCUGGAGUACAGGGUAUGUUUCCAGCCAUCCAGUGGUUGCUUCCAUCCUUGGUCUGGGGCAGUGGGAUAUAAUCAACCUGCCAGAAGGAGGCGGAGAUGGCUCACCAGUUACCGUCCUAGGCAAAGCAGUUUAGGCCUGGGGAAGAUUCAUUUCCUUUAUUACCCGCUAACAGCGCCCUAGGGUAGUGAGAAGAGAAAGCAGACUAAAAGCACCUUCCCCCUUUACUCUGUGUCUACGGCAGGUAUCUGAAGGGAAGGUGGCAGCAGCACACCACAAGGAUGGUGCUGGAUCCCAAGCUGGUGCACACUGUCACCUGAUGUGUAAGCUGCAAUUUAUUUUGAAGCAUUUUCUCAUUAUCCUCAGGUUUAUUCGUAACUUCUCCCACCAGCAUGCUGAGGGCAAGCACUGACUGGCUUCCAUGUGGGCUGUGGGGCUGUGACCUCACAGAGGUGUCCCCACCCAAAGGAUUGUGACCUCACGGCCAACUCAGUAUGAGCUAGCAACCAGCACCCUGCCUCUCCCAGUGCGGUCGUGACCGGCUUUGAGCGAUGGUUGACGACAGCUUUCUCCUUGUCCCUAUGACCCUUUUCUUCCUGUAUGUCCUGUUCUUGGUGGCCAGGGUCUCCCUGCUCAUCACCAUCUGGUUCCUACAGGCUGGCAGACGACUCUUGCGACUGAGGAGAUGGUGGCGGAGAGGAGCAUCAGCACCGGAGUCAGGUAGGUCUCUGUGGGUCAGUGCCAAGCCCCAGGCUUUGUCUUAUUCAUGCCAGGCAGGGAUGGGCCCAUGCCAGGAGCCCCACCCUGGACUGGGAACUGGCACGCUUCAGGUCGACCAGAUGGGACAGGGUUGUCGCUGGUGUCCAGUCGAGCUGUGGCUCAGUCCCCCUCCCUGUUCUGCAGGUGCUCAGAGACCAACGUCUGGGACAUCUUGCUCCUGCUCCAGCUGCAACCGCUGCAGCAAAGCUGACCAGGAGCUGCAGCAGCUGGUGCUAUCGGUGCUGCCGCAGCACGUGGCUACUCCUGGUCCUGAAUUCUGGGUGAUGGCCUGGAGGGACCUGGAGGAGCUGGUGGAGCAAGGAAGCCUGUCCUGCUGCAGCUCUGCCAAUGACCAGAGUGAGGUGCAGCGUGGAGCAUCAGCUUCUGAGUCAAGUGCUGAGGGACAGACACGUGGGCCACGGUGCUCCUGCUCCAGCUGCAACCGCUGCAGCAAAGCUGAGCAGGAGCUGCAGCAGCUGGUGUUGCCGGCUCUCCCAGAGCACGUGGCCACUCUGGGCCCUGAGUUCUGGGAUGCGGCCUGGCGGGACCUGGAAAAGCUGGUGGAGCAAGGAAGCCUAUCCUGCUGCAGCUCCCCCAGCUCCUCCACACAGCUGGGGACAGUUGUACGUGAGAGCAUCAUGCAGACAGGUGCCGCUGUACAUUGGUGGGAGCAGAAGGAACAGCAGCCUGUUGGAUUGUCCAAGCGUCCACAAGAAGUACCCCACAUGCAAAAGACAGUAAGACCAGCAGCAGCAGCACCUUCACGCCUGGCUACGGAAGAUGACUGCUGCAGUGCAGCCAGCCAGCGUCUGAGCUGUGCCGUCUGUGGCAGGAGACGUGCAGAGCAGGCAGGCAGGCAGAGCGUGAAUGGCUGGCACUCGUGGCAGCGGGUGGCCCCCACAGCCCCCAGGACAAAUCGUCAGGGCUCCAAGCCAGGCAGGGGAGCCGCAGAGCAGCCCCCGCAGACCUGCACCUGCACCUGCAUGCGUCCACCUGCGCAUGAGGGACUUCAUCAACCAAAGCAGGGACAACGUUGCUGGGACAACAAGGCCCAGGAGCCUUCUGCAUUGCCUGUGUCCUGCCGAAUGCAUUGUGAGUGCUGUAAGACAGCGGGAUCCAAGAGGGAUGCACAGAAGCCAGAGCAGCACAGCAUAAGAAAUACGAACCGGCACGUGCAGUCGCCCCCCAGGCAUGCUGAGGAAGAGAUGUGGGGCUCCAAAGCAGACAGAGGUGCCCAAAGGCAGCCUCACGGGAUCUGCUCCUGCUUGCUGCCACCAGCGCGUGGGACAACGGUGCGUAGCAUUGCCUAUGGCUCCAUUGAGUGGCUAUGUUGGCGGUAGGAGGUGGCCCCGCAGGUUCCCGCAUGGCUCUUGGCCACCCCGGCACGUCCCAAGUCCCAGCCUGAAUACAGGGCAGCAGCACAGGCAGCACAAACAGCUUCAGUGCUGCCCGUGGAGGACAACGGCUGCCACGCCAACGUCACCGCUGUGGGAAGUGCAGAGAGCCAACCCGGCCCGAUGCCACCUCCUUCCGCGAGCGCACAUCGAGGAAGCAGAGGGGCCGUGGGUGCCCACGGCUUUUGUCAUCAGCAUCCACUUGGCUGUGGGAGGGCCCAGCGUGGAAGGACGUAACGGAGCACCGGGGAACAGCCAGCUCGCAGCUACAGUCCCAUUAAAUCCUCUUUCUAUCCA
This is a messenger RNA of Gallus gallus (chicken), 2754 nucleotides long. RefSeq lists its product as uncharacterized. The transcript has 3 exons. Lineage: Eukaryota; Metazoa; Chordata; Aves; Galliformes; Phasianidae. Bases 856 to 2403 code for a protein of 515 amino acids. The record is from RefSeq and is a predicted model, not a curated record.